Rhincodon typus (whale shark) is the source of this 1023-nucleotide messenger RNA. Its product is annotated as integrin alpha-M-like. Gene Ontology annotation, cellular component: integrin complex; external side of plasma membrane. Gene Ontology annotation, biological process: cell-cell adhesion; cell adhesion mediated by integrin; integrin-mediated signaling pathway. NCBI's taxonomy places the organism in Eukaryota, Metazoa, Chordata, Chondrichthyes, Orectolobiformes, Rhincodontidae. Gene Ontology annotation, molecular function: integrin binding. The transcript is spliced from 11 exons. Bases 1 to 1023 code for a protein of 340 amino acids. The record is from RefSeq and is a predicted model, not a curated record.
AUGAAUCAGAAAACACGAGCGUCCAAGACCUGCGUGAACGAUUACCUCAAUCCUACUGAUGUCCACAUCAACUUCUCACUUACCGCAUUGUUCAAUGGGUCCUCGACAGGCCUUACACCCAUCUUGAAUGAGCGUGGUACCAGGAUGCUAUCCCAGAUGAUCCCCAUUGAGAUUAACUGCGGUGAAGAUAAUGUAUGCACAGAUCGCCUCAACGUAACCUUCCACACCGAAAAGGCGGUGCUGGUUGGCGCGGCCUCUCUCCUCGAUCUGCACGUCUCUGUGUGGAACCUGGGUGAAGACUCGUAUCGGCCUUCCAUCAUUUUCCACCAGCCCCUGGGUCUGCAUUUCCGGAAACUCCGCAACCUCCAGUCAACGCGUGUGGAAUGUGCCUCCAAUAGCAGCUCAAUCAAUAACCUGACUGGGAAAUUCAUUUGUAACGUGAGCCAUCCCAUCUUGCAGAGCAAAGCAUUGGCAAUGUUUGUUCUGACCUUUGAAGUGGGCGACAUGAAUGUCUCGGAAGAGGGUCUAAGGAUUAGAGCUGAAGGCAAGAGCGAAAAUCCCUCAGGAAUUUAUGAAGACAGUGUCCACGAGCAGACCAUUCCUGUAAAGUAUGCUGUCAACAUUGUCGUAUCUCGAGUGUCGUCCACUCGUUACAUCACCUUUAUGGACAGGAUGAACGAGGAGAGGAAGAUCAAACACGUCUACAAGGUGGAGAACAUUGGGAGCAGGACUGUACCCAUCAAUGUGAUGAUCAACGCCUCAGAGAAAGUGGCAGGUCUCGUGAGGUGGACACCAGAGAUCACUGUGACUGUUCAACAGGACCAUGCCUCAUGUGUUUUGGCCAACGAGGGACAAGAGCUAAGCGAAGGCCAACUGACCAAGGAGCGGAAGGAGGACCGGCCUGAACUUUCCAAAAGGAAGAUCAGCUUUACAAUGCUUGUCUUGGAGAAAAACUGCUUUGUGGAAAUUAUUUUGGAUGGAGUUGUUCGUACCACACAAAACGUGAGACGAGUUUGUGAAUAA